This is a messenger RNA of Gadus macrocephalus (Pacific cod), 2654 nucleotides long. It is a transcript of the gene camkva, whose product is annotated as CaM kinase-like vesicle-associated a. The transcript has 11 exons. The coding region runs from base 796 to 2061 and encodes 421 amino acids. Lineage: Eukaryota; Metazoa; Chordata; Actinopteri; Gadiformes; Gadidae. The record is from RefSeq and is a predicted model, not a curated record. Gene Ontology annotation, cellular component: intracellular anatomical structure. Gene Ontology annotation, molecular function: ATP binding; calmodulin binding; calcium/calmodulin-dependent protein kinase activity. Gene Ontology annotation, biological process: peptidyl-serine phosphorylation.
GCUUGUAUUCAAAGUGACAGUAAAAUCUACAUCAAAAAUGUUAUUCAUGAUUGGAUUAAUCAGCUUCUUGCUCGUCAAUGAUAUAGAUGGCAUCUGUGUGCAGUGAUUAAUAUGUCCAAGACAGUAGGACAGGUCAAAAACGGCUAUGUUAACAGUUAUUUGGUUACAAGGGAUAUAGAUGUUCUCAGAAACCUUUGGGAAAAAAACAAAACACAAAGUGGAUUUAACACAUUUUUCUGAUCAAGCUUUUUUUUAUAGUACUGACAAUGAAAAUGUUAUUUUAACAAAUUAAUCCAUUUGGAUAAAAGUUGGCCAUCGGUCAGUUUAAGUCUAAGAUUAAACACUGAGUCCAGCCUCAAAACAGCAUCACAGGUCGGACAAUAAGUCAGGAGUAACUACUUGCGUACUGAAGAUACACUGGCUAUAAAUGAAUGCACUAAAUGUGGGCAGUGGGUAGGAAAUGCAUUAAAUUGUUAAUGGAGUCGUCUAAAAAGAUGAAACACAUAAAUGUCAUAAAUACAUACAAUAAAUGACAUAAAUACCUUGUGUGUUUAUGUAUAAUGCAAAUUCCUCUUUUGAAGAGAAACCGUAGCAUUGAAUUCAGUAUUGCACGUGGUAACCAGGCAACCGACAACUGGUCACGCAAGCCAGUGAUGCUCAAGGUACGGGGAAGCAUUGGUACGAUCAAAGCAUUACCAAAAGGUAAGCAGAGAUGAAGGCACUGAGGGAUUUUAUAUCAGGGAACGGGAAAUUCACAAUGGUCUUGCAUUGAUUUGAGCUAGGGCCGGAGCUGCCAUGCCAUUCGGUUGUCUGACACUUGGGGACAGGAAGGAUUACAAUAAUCCCUCAGAGGUGACCGACAAAUAUGACCUGGGACAGAUUGUUAAAACUGAGGAGUUCUGUGAGAUAUUCCGGGCAAAGGACAGGAAUACCCUCAAAAUGUUCACCUGUAAAAAGUUCCUUAAAAAGGAUGGAAGAAAAGUAAGGAAAGCUGCCAAAAAUGAGAUUACGAUCUUGAAGAUGGUUAAACAUCACAACAUACUCCAGCUGGUCGAUACCUUUGAAACUAAGAAAGAAUACUUUCUCUUUGUAGAAAUCGCUACCGGCAGAGAGGUGUUUGACUGGAUCCUGGACCAAGGCUAUUACUCCGAGAGGGACACCAGUAAUGUCGUGAGGCAGGUGUUGGAAGCUGUGGCCUACCUUCACUCUUUGAAAGUAGUCCACAGGAACCUCAAGCUGGAGAAUUUGGUGUACUUCAAUCGUCUGAAGCACUCAAAAAUUGUCAUCAGUGACUUUCAAUUAGCAAAGAUGGAAAAUGGACUCAUUAAAGACCCAUGUGGUACUCCAGAAUAUCUUGCUCCUGAAGUGGUUGGGCGGCAGAGGUAUGGAAGGCCUGUUGACUGCUGGGCCAUUGGCGUCAUUAUCUAUAUACUUUUGUCAGGAAACCCUCCGUUCUAUAACGACGCUGAAGAGGAGGAGUAUGACAACCGCGACAAGAGCCUCUUCCUGAAGAUCCUGUCAGGGGACUAUGAAUUUGAUUCCCCCUACUGGGAUGACAUUUCAGACUCUGCCAAAAACCUAGUGGCCUCUUUGUUGGAAGUGGAUCAAGACCAGCGAUUAACCGCACAGGAGGCUAUUGGUCAUGAAUGGAUAUCUGGGAACGCAGCCUCUGAUAAGAAUAUCAAGGAUGGAGUAUGUGCACAAAUAGAAAAGAACUUUGCUAAAGCCAAGUGGAAGAAAGCUGUACGGGUGACCACCCUGAUGAAGAGACUCCGAGCCCCAGAGCAGGGGGAAUCCGGAGCCUCCAGCCCCACCCCAGGGGCUGUGGCGGGACCCCUCACCUCAAACAGCGGCCCCGCUCCUCCCACCUCCGCCCCAGGGACCGCCCCAGGGACCGCCUCCAGCAGCACGGAGCAGGCUUCCGCUAAGGAACAGGUUCCAGACACAGACACUGGCGUCAUCCAGGCACCCGCCGUGACGGCCGCACGUGACGAGGAGGAGGCCGGGGAGAGACGCAACGGGCAGACACCAGCACAAACUCUGGGAGACAAGACGGCUUAACCCAGCAGCAAGACGAGGAUGUUUGUUUAUCGAAAGACCCACAACAUGAUCAUUUAAUGUGUAAGCGAUUCGAUUCUUGCCUUCAUUCAUGUUUCUUUCAAGUGCAGCCGUAUAGGCCUAUGUUCAAGCGAAACAUUUUGGCCUUUUGCAAUCUGUGUAGGCCCACAAAAUGUUUUUUCUCAGUAUUAUUCCGACCCGCACAUGGUGUCUCAUGUUGGUUUCUCUUUGACAGGCAGUCUAAAAGGUGGCUCUAAUGUACAGUAGCUGAACAUGUUAUUGUUUCGUUUUCUGUAGGUCUUUUGUUGAAACUCUUAGCUGCUGAAAUAUUUAAAAAAGGAUCCUGUGACGUUUACUUGUGUCUUGUUUUGUUUUUUACUCAAGAUUUUGAUCAUUUCAUUGGGGGAUCUAAUACAGCUGAUGUUGAUGUUUUGUCCUGUAGCUAAUCGUUUAGAGUCUGCAUUCUUGUUUUAUAUUGUAUUCUGUGAAUCAUUAUUUAUUCAUGAUUUGUGUAUUUGGCAGAUUUUAGCUGAGCUAAAUAUUUGUUAAUGUGCAUGUGACUCUCAAUAAAUUAAGCAAUUUUGUAAGUGCUGAAA